Molecule: messenger RNA, 1300 nt
Organism: Sesamum indicum (sesame)
Lineage: Eukaryota; Viridiplantae; Streptophyta; Magnoliopsida; Lamiales; Pedaliaceae
Product: rRNA-processing protein fcf2
Biological process (GO): RNA processing
Cellular component (GO): nucleolus
Molecular function (GO): RNA binding
Source: RefSeq, a predicted model, not a curated record
AGGUGUAACACUUUUACUUACCUUAGUGACUUCUGCGGUCCUCACCAGAGGUCCAGAGGAGAGUCAGAGAGACCGAGAGAGAGGCAUCUCGUGCGCGUAGGAGAAAAGAAUUCAGGCAAGUCUACCAUCGCCGCAGACCCCCACCGCCACCAGACACAGCAUAAAAAGGUCUCCACCGUCCGGUGACUCCGCCCAUCCGCCGCUUCUGAACACCCUUCAAUCGGAAGGUCUCAAUCCUGAUAAAAACCCUACUCACUCAAGGAUGUCGGAAAACAACGCGGUGAUAGGGCUUUCAUGGCAACCUAAACUGGAUGCUUUUUCAUCUACCAAAGUUGAAAAGAUCUCUUCCAAGGAAGCUGAAACCAGUGCCCUUUACAAACCCAAUUCUCAACUCAUUGAUGGUCUUUUUCUUCCUCCCAAUGACCCCAGAAAGCUCAACAAAUUGUCCAAGAAACAAGUAAAGGAUACUGCCGGCAAGAAUUGGUUUGAUAUGCCUGCUCAAACAAUCACCCCGGAGCUGAAAAAAGAUCUCCAGCUAUUGAAGUUGAGGAGUGCAGUAGAUCCCAAAAGGCACUAUAAGAAGGGUGAUUCUAGAUCAAAAACACUUCCCAAGUAUUUCCAGGUGGGCACUGUUAUAGAGUCAGCAACUGAGUUCUUUACUGGUAGACUUACUAAGAAGGAGAGGAAAACAACCCUUGCUGAUGAGCUGCUCUCCGAUGGUAACCUUCGUGAAUAUAGGAAACGAAAGGUUCGAGAGAUUGAAGAAGUAAACCGGCCAGCUGGGGUGGACAAGUGGAAGUUAAAGAAGUCGCGGAAGCAUGGAAAGUCAGGAAAGAGUAAUAGAUCAAAAAAAGGGCACUGAAAUAGCCCGACAUUCAAAUCGCCCUUCUGUUACCAUUGAUAUUGGCUCAUAACGAACUCCCAACUGCCAAUUUAUCCUAGAAAUGUCACCAGUGCUGCUGGAGAACUGUGGAUUAACCAUUAUCCUUUAGUCAUUUUUUGCGAUCUUCCAGAGAUUCUUCUUGCUUUGUUGGUAUGAUGGGCAAUACCGAAGUGCGUCUACCACAUGGCCAUGGCGAAUAUUAGUUACACCAUCAAUUUCUCCUUCCACUUCUUGGCUGCCUGUUCGGAUCUUGAAAUCUCAGUGGUAGCCUGGACGUGUUAAGAUUUAUUAUAUUACUACAGUGGAUAACAAAGUGGAAGUAAUGCAUCUUGUAGUCAAGUUGUUAAACAUUACUGCUUGUUUUAUUUUGCAUUAGUCUGGAGCUAGUUUUAUAAAAAAUUAAUGUGGGUUAAGACA